Columba livia (rock pigeon) is the source of this 2516-nucleotide messenger RNA. RefSeq names its product pre-mRNA processing factor 3 (gene PRPF3). Bases 138 to 2450 code for a protein of 770 amino acids. The record is from RefSeq and is a predicted model, not a curated record. Gene Ontology annotation, cellular component: U4/U6 x U5 tri-snRNP complex. Lineage: Eukaryota; Metazoa; Chordata; Aves; Columbiformes; Columbidae. The transcript has 18 exons. Gene Ontology annotation, biological process: mRNA splicing, via spliceosome.
GACGCGCCGUCACCGUCGGGGCCGCCGGUGAGCGGGGCCUGUGGGGCCGCGGCCGCCCCGAUAAGGGCGACUUGGUUUCUUAAGCCGAUUAAGAGCCGCGGGCGGGUAAUUAAAUUGUUAUCGCGGAAGCGCUAACGAUGAGCGCGGAGAAGUUUUUGCCUCGAAAACGCCAGGAAUUUGGAUUUUGCAGCAGUUUAAGCAGCAAACGCGGAGCGGCCGGGACUCUGCAACGCCAGCGAAGCUCAGAGCGAUUUGUGAACCCGAGGGAAACGAGGACGAGCGCGGCUGCGCUCCGCCGCCAUGGCGCUGUCCAAGCGGGAGCUGGACGAGCUCAAGCCCUGGAUCGAGAAGACGGUGAAGCGCGUCCUGGGCUUCUCGGAGCCCACGGUGGUGACGGCCGCGCUCAACUGCGUGGGGAAGGGCAUGGACAAGAAGAAAGCGGCCGACCACCUGAGGCCGUUCCUGGACACCUCCACGCUGCGCUUCGUGGACAAGCUGUUCGAGGCGGUGGAGGAAGGACGCAGCUCCCGCCACUCCAAGUCCAACAGCGACCGCACCCGCAAGCGGGAGCUCAAGGUUUUCCGGGAAGUGCCCGUGUCUGGCUGAGGAAAUGUCCUUGUAGGAUACGAACCGUUGUAGUGAAGAAGGGAUUGCGGCUAACGCUUAAACCGGAUGUGUUUGGCGAUGACUCGGAGGUGUCCAAGGAAUCUUCGGGCGUCAAGAAGCGGCGCAUCCCGCGCUUCGAGGAGGUGGAGGACGAGCCCGAGGUCAUUCCCGGCCCCCCGUCCGAGAGCCCCGGGAUGCUCACCAAGCUGCAGAUCAAGCAGAUGAUGGAGGCGGCCACGCGGCAGAUCGAGGAGAGGAAAAAGCAGCUGAGUUUCAUCAGUCCCCCCACACCACAGCCCAAAAUCUCUUCUUCGUCCCAAUCGGAUCGUCUCCCCAUCGGCAACACCAUCCAGCCCUCGCAGGCGGCCACGUUCAUGAACGACGCCAUCGAGAAGGCGCGCAAGGCGGCCGAGCUGCAGGCGCGCAUCCAGGCGCAGCUGGCGCUCAAACCGGGGCUCAUCGGCAACGCCAACAUGGUGGGGCUGGCCAACCUGCACGCCAUGGGCAUCGCGCCGCCGAAGGUGGAGCUGAAGGACCAGACCAAGCCCACGCCGCUGAUCCUGGACGAACAAGGCCGAACCGUCGACGCCACCGGCAAAGAGAUCGAGCUGACGCACCGCAUGCCCACGCUGAAGGCCAACAUCCGCGCCGUGAAGAGGGAGCAGUUCAAACAGCAGCUCAAGGAAAAACCCUCCGAGGACAUGGAGUCCAACACGUACUUCGACCCCCGCGUCUCCAUCACCCCGGCCCAGCGGCAGAAACGCACCUUUAAAUUCCACGAAAAAGGCAAAUUUGAGAAAAUCGCCCAGAGGUUGCGAACGAAGGCGCAACUGGAAAAGCUGCAGGCGGAGAUUUCUCAGGCCGCCAGGAAGACGGGGAUCCACACCUCCACCAAACUGGCGCUCAUUACCCCCAAAAAGGAGCUGAAGGAGGGGGAGAUCCCCGAGAUCGAGUGGUGGGACUCCUACAUCAUCCCCAACGGCCUCGACUUAAAAGGUGGAACGUCUUCCAAGAAAGACGAAUAUUUCGGGAUCACGAACCUCGUGGAGCACCCGGCGCAGCUCAACCCGCCCGUGGACAGCGACACCCCGGUCACCCUGGGCGUGUACCUGACCAAGAAAGAGCAGAAGAAACUUCGGCGCCAGACUCGGCGAGAGGCCCAAAAGGAGCUGCAGGAGAAAGUCCGGCUGGGGCUCAUGCCGCCGCCAGAGCCCAAAGUACGAAUCUCUAAUCUGAUGCGGGUUCUGGGCACGGAGGCCGUUCAGGACCCCACGAAGGUGGAAGCUCACGUGCGAGCGCAGAUGGCCAAGAGGCAGAAAGCCCAUGAAGAGGCGAACGCGGCGAGGAAGCUGACGGCGGAGCAGCGGAAAGCCAAAAAGGUUAAGAAACUGAAAGAAGACGUUUCGCAGGGGGUUCACAUCGCCGUGUACAGGGUCAGAAACUUGAGCAAUCCAGCCAAAAAGUUCAAGAUCGAGGCGAACGCGGGGCAGCUGUACCUGACGGGCGUGGUGGUUUUACACAAAGACGUCAACGUGGUGGUGGUGGAAGGAGGCCCGAAAGCACAGAAGAAAUUCAAACGUCUUAUGCUUCACCGAAUAAAAUGGGACGAGCAAACAUCGAACACGAAGGGAGAGGAUGACGAAGAGUCCGACGAGGAGUCCGUUAAGAAAACAAACAAAUGCUCUCUGGUCUGGGAGGGCACGGCCAAGGAGCGCAGCUUCGGGGAGAUGAAGUUCAAGCAGUGCCCCACGGAGAACAUGGCGCGCGAGCACUUCAAGAAGCACAGCGCCGAGCACUACUGGGACCUGGCGCUCAGCGAGUCGGUGCUGGAGGGCGCGGACUGAGGGCGCCCGCCGCCGCACGCCCCGCUCUCCUGGCGCGCCCAUUAAAGACAUAUUUUUUAAAACAAA